AUGUUUCAAAACACCUCGCUAGUACUGGUGCUCCUGGCUGUAUUCGCCACCGCGACGCACGCGCAGCUGGUCGGCGAGAGCUGCGCGCCGGCGGCAUGCGGCAACCUGACCAUCAAGUACCCGUUCUGGCUGCGCGGCCGGCAGCCUGCCUACUGCGGCCACCCUACCUUCGCCGUCACCUGCGACGACGACGACGACCCCACCGGCGCGACCGCGUCGCCGCCGCCCAGCCUGAACGGCUCCUACCUCCGCGUCCUCGCCAUCCACUACGGCAACAGCUCCGUCGUGGCCUUCCAUGCCAACCUGGUCGAGAGCUCCGCCUGCCGCGCCACCCGGUUCAACAUGUCCAGCAGCCUCGCGCUCUCGCUGCUCGCCGUCAGCCGCGCCAACGCGGGCCUCCUCUUCUCCGCGAACUGCUCGCGGACGCCGCCGACGGGGUCGCUCCCGGUGAACUGCACCGGUUUCAGCGGCGGCGGCGAGUGGUUCCUGUCCCUGAAUCGGAUGUACGAUCCCGGCGGCCCCGCGCGGGCGGUGGACACGGUGGGUUGCCAGUACUCGGUGGUGCCCGUGCUGCCAUGGUCGGAGCUGAGAUCGGCGCGUGACUACGCGGGGCUCGUGAGGCGCGGAUUUCUGCUCGAGUGGACGUCGGUGCCGGUCGACUGCGCGGCGUGCAACGCCAGCGGCGGGGAGUGCCGCUACGACGCCGGCGCCAUGGGGUUCGGGUGCUCCUGCCCCGGCGGCCGCCUGCAGCCGGCGACAUGCGGUGAGUGA
Molecule: messenger RNA, 771 nt
Organism: Oryza sativa Japonica Group (Japanese rice)
Lineage: Eukaryota; Viridiplantae; Streptophyta; Magnoliopsida; Poales; Poaceae
Source: RefSeq, a predicted model, not a curated record